Messenger RNA from Dendronephthya gigantea, 4395 nucleotides. RefSeq lists its product as uncharacterized. Lineage: Eukaryota; Metazoa; Cnidaria; Anthozoa; Malacalcyonacea; Nephtheidae. Gene Ontology annotation, molecular function: nucleic acid binding. The transcript has a single exon. The record is from RefSeq and is a predicted model, not a curated record. The coding region runs from base 1 to 4395 and encodes 1464 amino acids.
AUGGAUCCUGAACAAGGUUAUUCGGAAGCACGUAAGCUUCUCCAGGACGAAUACGGCGAUUCGUAUAAAAUCUCAAUCGCAUAUGUUAACAAGGUACUUAACUGGACAGUUAUUAAGUAUAACGACCAAGUUGGGUUGAAGCGUUUCUCUCUUUUCUUGAAGAAGAUAAAGAAUGCCAUGAGUGCCAUCUCGGACAUGUCAGUGCUAAAUCAUCCAACCAACAUGCAGACAGUGGUGAAGAAAUUGCCCCAGUUUCUUCAAACAAAAUGGAGAGAUCGCGCGACCAAGUUGAAAAAAUCUCACCAAAAAGUCACUCAAUUUGAAGAUUUGGUGACCUUUGUCGAUGAGUGUGCAGAAUCUGCGAAUCAUCCAGUCUAUAAUAAAGAAGUUUUGAGUGGAAAACGUCCCGAGAUUAAAGAUAAAAAGAAACCAAGCGACAGUGGUUCAAGUUUUGCAACCAGAGUUGAAACAUCAGAAAUUCCAGCAACGCUAACCAUCCCUAAAGAAACAAGGAACCCUGAAACAAAAGCGUCUGAGCGAUGUCCCUGCUGUAAUAAAGAUCAUCCGCUGGACGACUGUACUGAAUUUAUGAAAAAAUCUAUGGAAAAUCGAAAGUCAUUACUCAUGGGGAAAAUAUUGUGUUUUUCUUGUUAUGGAUCAAACCACAUCGCAAAGGGUUGUACGCAGAAGAAGACGUGCAAGACUUGUAAUAAAAAGCACCCCACUACGCUGCACAUACCUGAUUUCAAGUUCAUCGAUAACAAGAACAGUUCUGCGGCAAAAAACGAUCGUGAUAACAAAGAGAAAGAAAUCAAGAACGGCUGCAUCAGUCAAUGCGAGUCUGUUAUAUACCAUGCAAUUCUACCUGUGAGAGUGAAACAAAAGGACGGCGAAAAAUCAGUGGUUACGUACGCCUUCUACGACAAUGGUAGUGGGGGGUCGUUUAUGACAGAAAAUCUCCAGCAACAGUUGGGAAUAGAGGGUGUAAAGACAGCGCUCCAGCUUGGUACGAUGCACGGACAGAGCUACAUUAAGAGUGACGUUCUUACCGACCUGAUUGUCACGGAUUUGAAUGACGAGAACCCCGUCGAGAUUGAAAAGCUUUACACAAGAAAAUUUAUUCCUGUAGAGCAUAAUCAAAUCCCUACUCCUGAAAUCGUUUCUAACUGGAUCCACCUCGAGAAGAUUGGCAAAGAAAUUCCCAAGUACAUACCAGAUUUGGAGAUUGGCCUCUUGAUUGGCAAUAACUGCAUUCCUGCUCAUGAACCGUUAAAAGUGAUCUCAAGUAAUGGUAAUGGUCCGUUUGCAGUUCUCCUUCCUCAUGGUUGGACGGUUGGUGGUCCUCUUCGUUCGGAACCAUCACAAUCGGACACCCACAAAGUCAGUGUCAAUCGUGUUGUGGUUCGUGAAAUUCAGAAUGUUAAAGAGAUCAUCACUCCUAAAUUAUUGUUGGAUGCAUUGGCGAUUGAUUUUAAUGAAUACAGUGCAGUUUCUACAGACUCGGAUGGUAAAGGAUAUUCUUAUGAAGAUAAGCUGUUCCUGAAGAAAGUGGAAAAUGGAGUUCGUUAUAACGAAGGACAUUACGAGAUUCCUCUACCGUUCAGAACCGAAAACAUUGAAAUGCCGAACAACAAAAUGCAAGCAAUUAAGAGGGCAGAAUGGCAAAAGAAGAAAAUGUUGAAGAACGAAAAGUACCGUGAGGAUUACAAAACGUUUAUGGAGGAUGUCAUCGCGAAGGGUUAUGCCGAAAGAAUACCAGCAGAAUCACCCUUACCUGAGAAUGGAAAAGUUUGGUAUAUCCCUCAUCAUGGCGUAUACCAUCCCAAAAAACCAGAGAAGAUCCGUGUGGUGUUUGAUUGCAGUUCUCGUUUUCAAGGUACAUCUAUUAACGAUCAGCUGCUUUCUGGUCCAAACCUUACCAAUACAUUGGUUGGUGUCCUAACAAGAUUUAGACAAGAACCCAUCGGAUUUAUGGGUGACAUCGAAGCCAUGUUUUAUCAAGUUCGUGUUCCCACCACUCAACGUGACUUUCUCCGGUUCUUGUGGUGGCCUAACGCGGAUCUGGAGUCUAACAUAGAAGAAUAUCGUAUGACGGUGCAUUUGUUCGGUGCUGUUUCCUCGCCUAGUUGUUCGAAUUUUGCCCUCAAGAAGACUGCGUACGACAACGAAGAGGAGUUUGGUCCCCUGGUUGCAAGAACAAUCAAACGAAAUUUUUAUGUGGACGAUUGCCUGAAAUCUGCCAAAACCGUUCGUACAGCGAUCAAGUUGAUUGAUGAUCUACGUGAUUCGUGUGCCAAGGGAGGAUUUCGGUUGACAAAAUUCACAAGCAACUCGCGUGCUGUUUUACAGUCAAUCCCAGUAGAAGAUCGCUCGAAGGAAUUGAAGAAUCUGGACUUACAUUAUGGCAAACUUCCACUCGAACGCGCGCUAGGAGUGUACUGGUGUAUAGAAUCUGACACCUUUGAAUUUCGUGUGACGUUGAAUUCUAAACCACUCACCAGAAGAGGCAUUCUGUCAACCGUAUCAUCAGUAUAUGAUCCUUUAGGUUUUGUUGCACCGUUCAUCUUGCCUGCAAAGAAGCUAUUACAAGAACUUUGUCAGAAUCGACGAUUGAGUUGGGAUGAUGAAAUUCCAUAUGAGUGUCACGUUCAAUCGUCAAAAUGGCUGAAUGAGCUACAAGCCCUUGCGCACCUUAAAAUCAACCGAAGCCUUACACCGCGUGACUUUGGUGAAAUUGUUUCCAGACAGUUCCACUUGUUCUCUGAUGCAAGUCUUUACGGAUAUGGUUCGAUAGCGUAUCUCCGGCUUAAAGAUCGUAAAGGUCGAAUCCACUGCGCCUUUCUGAUGGCAAAAUCUCGUCUUACUCCAGUGAAAUUUGUUACUAUACCGCGUUUGGAGCUCGUUGCUGCAGCCUUGUCCGCACGACUUGGACGGCUCCUUAAUGACGAAGUAGAAGAUAAACCAUCAACGAUAGUUUAUCAUACCGAUUCCACAACUGUUCUUCGAUAUAUCAUGAAUGAUUAUACCAGAUUCCACGUAUUUGUUGCCAACCGCAUACAACUAAUUCGAGAUUUGACCGAUCCUAUACAAUGGCGAUAUGUUCAGUCGACCGACAACCCAGCAGACUACGCUUCGCGAGGAAUGGAUGGAAAGACUUUGCUAAAACAAAGCAAGUGGAUUCAUGGCCCAGACUUUCUGUGGGAAGAAGAAGAGAAAUGGCCAGAGCAACCGUUGUCAUUGGGCGAAGCAUCGGCGAACGAUCCCGAAGUUAAGAAGAUUAUAAGCAGCUCUGUUUCAAUCAUUGACAACUCUUACUCGUCGAUUAACAAGCUUUUCGAAUUCUAUUCGAAUUGGCUGCGAUUGAAGAGAGCUGUGGCGAUAAUGCUUCGAGUGCGACGGUUACUGAUCGAACGAAAAUUGCGAAAAAAUAUCCCAAGCAAAUCGCCCCACGGAAUAACGAGAAAAAAAUUAAGGUGUACAGCAACAACGAGAAGUGAACCCUUGCUACAAGUCCAACCGAUAACACUUCAAGAAUUGGAAGUAGCUGAAGAUGCCAUCAUACGGUGUGUGCAAGCACAAUCGUACGGAGAAGAGAUUCGAGCCAUAAACGAUAUAAUGACAACAAGCAAAAAUGAAAGUAGAAUGCAAGUCAAACGAAAGAAAACCGAAAUUAAGAGGACGAGUUCCAUUUAUCAAUUAAACCCAUUCCUCUACCAAGGAAUUCUACGCGUUGGAGGCCGCCUUUCCAAAGCAGAAGUUCCAGAAGCGAUGAAACAUCCCUAUGUCCUGCCACGAAAAAGUCACGUCACGAUGCUCAUAAUCCGCCAUAUUCAUCAAAGUUUGGGUCAUGUGGGACGUGCUCAUGUUCUAGCUGCUUUGAGAAAAAAGUAUUGGGUUGUGAGUGCUAAUUCAGCUGUCCGCCACUUGUUGUUCAAAUGUGUAACCUGUCGUCGUAUUCGAGCCACACCAAACGAGCAAAAAAUGGCUGAUCUUCCUGCCGAACGUGUAAAUCCUGCUCCUCCGUUCACUUACGUUGGCGUAGACUAUUUCGGUCCGUUUCAGAUUAAAGAACGACGAAAGGUGCUAAAAAGAUAUGGAGCCCUCUUCACCUGUCUUUUGAGUCGAGCUAUUCAUAUUGAAGUUUCAAACUCUUUGGAUACGGACUCGUUCAUCCAUGCUUUGCGACGAUUUGUGGCACAACGAGGGCCAGUACGACAGAUAAGAUGUGACAACGGCACAAAUUUCAUCGGAGCAAAGUCAGAACUCGUCAAAGCGUUUGAAGAAAUGGAUCAAGCACGAAUUCAAAAUACGAUGGUUCAAAUGGAAAUAGAAUGGAUCUUCAACCCUCCUGCGUCGAGGGCAUAUGGGUGGUGUAUGGGAAAGGCAGAUUCGUAG